Pelagomonas calceolata is the source of this 7603-nucleotide messenger RNA. Lineage: Eukaryota; Pelagophyceae; Pelagomonadales; Pelagomonadaceae. The record is from the annotation of a GenBank genome assembly.
GCCUCGGGUGGUUGGAGCGCCUCGUUUCGCGCAAAGCGUGCGCUCAAGCGCCGGGUUGCUGGCGCUAACGCCAAGAGCACUGCUCGGCGUGGUCGCCAGCGCACGUUGACGCACACAAAACGCUUUUGCCGGCUGCCCAGCCACACAUACCAGCCCUAGGGGCAGCCAGCAACGAUGAGGCGCAACAACAAGCCCGCCGAGCGCGGCCGCCGCCCGCGGCGGAAGAAGGCGCCGCCGGGCAUGCCGAAUUUGAGGAUGCGUCCUUUACCAGGGCAGCCGGCGAAGCCGCGCGUCAAGAACCACCAGAAGCCGGUCCGCGCUCAAGAGGCGCCGCCCGGGCCCAAGGAGGUCGCCUACCAGCGCAAGGUCGCGGCGGCUAGAGCCGUCGGCUACCGCGAAACUUUACUGAUGCAGCUGAACGCCGUCGUGCUGCACUGGCCGCGUAGAGCGUCGGCGCAACGAUCGGCCGCGGAGGCCGCGCGCUUACUCAAGAACGUCGCUUCGGAACUGAGGACGGCCGGGCUCAGAUGUGUGGAGAAGAUCGUGGCCUGGGUGCUCGUCGAGUCGAAGGACUGCGCGCGGCCGCGGCCGUUCCUCUGGAACGGGCGCGACUACCUCCUCAAGAUGUCGGACGACCUGGACUUCGUGUCGGAAGCCUUGGGCAGUGAGGCGUGGCGGCUGGCUUGUUUCUGUCGCGGGAACCCGUUGCUCUUGACGCGAGACGAGAUCCGGGGCGUGGGCAAGGCCCGAGAUGUUGGUAGAUUACAAGCAGCUUCUGUGGUCAUCCUCGACGUCGUGCGUCGUAAAAAGGCCGACGAGGUCGUCGCGCGGUCCGGACGCAAGCGACGUCAAAUCGAGAAGAUCGAGGACCGCGAGGAGGAUAUUGGAGAGAAGUACAAGAGCGCGCGGACCGGCGAGGCGACGCCGUCAUCGGUGAAGAAAACACCAAUGAGGACGGGCGAGGGUCCGGCGCGCCGCCGCUUGGCCGAGGUCCGGGCGGCGGCCUUGGCCUACGACGAGGAGGUCCAGGCCGCGUCGGUUGCUGAGGAGCCCGCGGCGCCAGUGACGCCGAAGCAGCCGACUCCUAAACAGCCCACACCGCACCAGCCGACGCCAAAAGAACCGACACCUAAGCAGCCGACGCCUCACCAGCCGACGCCGCAACAGCCCACGCCGCAACAGCCAAAAGAACCGACGCCCAAGCCAACACCACUAUUCAAAGUCGGCGACCGCGUCGAAGGCGACUUCGAGGGCCUCGGCGAGUUCUACGCUGGACAAAUUGGAGCAAUGAAUGACGACGGCACCUUCCUUAUCAAGUACGACGACGGCGACGAGGAGGAUAAAGUACCACAAGAUAGACUGAGAAAGAUCACUGCUACGUCACCAGCUUCGCAGAAGACGGUGGCCAUCGCGGAGCCCGACAUCUGGCGGGCGGACGACGACCAUGAAAGUGUCUCGGACGAGCCGACGCAGGCCCCCGGUGGCGACAGCGCGUCCGGUUUGACCAGUUCGCAGGAUUAUGACGACGAUUUCGACGAAGUUGUAACUGCGGAGGGCGCCGCGAAGUAUGUCUUCGAGCCGGGGUUGCUCGGCGAAGGGGCCUACGGUGAGGUGAAACAGGCUCGCCACCGGGAGACGGGCCAGCAGGUCGCCGUCAAAAGGUUGAAAGUUGUGGUCGAGGGCGAAGACGACGACGACGCCGCGCGGUAUGCCGUACAAACCGCAGAGAGGGAACGAGAUGUCUUAUUAUUGUUGGGGCGAGACCACAAGAACGUAGCUUGUUUAGUUGAUUGGUGGCGCGAGGACGUGAAAAUAAAACCACAACAAACAGUAAGUGCACCGGUGCUAUGCUUUGAACUAGCUGGUAGCACGUGCUUGGAAGCGUUGGAAGAGUUAGGUCCCCUACCGAAGGGUCUCUGUGUUGGUUUAACCUCAGACUUGUGUGCGGGCUUAGCGCAUGCCCACUCCUUGGGCAUUGUCCACCGCGACGUCAAGCCUGAGAACGUGCUUUUAUCGAGAGAUGCGACGAAAGACGAUUUACAGCGAUCGUGGGACGAUCCCCAAAGGCCGCAACUGCGGUUGUGCGACUUCGGGGCCGCGCGGAAGCUCGAGGACGUGUCGGGGAAGAGCUGUCUGGACCUGACGCACUAUAUUGGGAGUAGGUGGUACCGAGCGCCGGAGAUGAUGGCCUCCUCGACGAAAUACGGCGUGGCCGUGGACGUCUGGGGCGCGGCGUGCAUCACGGCUGAACUAGCUACGGGCGAACCACUCUUCCCUGGGGACGACGAGCAUGCCGUGUUACGACGGGUGUCAAGAGUACUAGGACCGUUUCCCGAGCAAGUAGGUCAGUACUUGAUGGGUUUGGGCGUGCCCCGAAGAUGCCUGGACGCGGGGCCGGCGCCGGGUCUGAAAGCUUCGCGACGAGGAGCUUUGGUGAAAGCUUUGUCGGAGCCCGUCGUCGACGUUCUUAAAGAUAUGCUCCACUGCGACAGUAACUUGCGACCGUCCGCCUCAGAAUGUGUUAUUAGGUUACAAGCGGCGAUGCGGCCCGCGACGGCCAAGGUCGAGGAGGCGCCGCUGAAGUGCUGGUCGGAAUGCGAGCGACUUAAACAGACGUGGGAGCCCGUCGUACAAGCGGGCGCCACGGCGUUCAAGACAUCUGCGAACCAACCGCAUCGCGCCGUGCCCGACGCGCAGCAGUUGUACGCGGCGGCGGCCGAUGCCUUGGCCGAGGCCGUAUCCGAGAAUAGAGAAGGCGUCUCGGCGUGGCUCCGAGAACUCCUUCUGGGGGAGGACACGCCGCCGGGGGCCGCGAGGUCUGUCAUAAGGUGUUUGCGGUGGUCCGUGGACGCGGCCGUCGUGCCUCGAGUGGCAAGGUGCCGCGACUGGGUGCUAGCCCAACAGCAGCGCGGCGAAUUGACGCUGACGCAAGCCGUGGAUGCGGUCGAGGCCCAAGUCGGGCGGGUCGACGCUACUGGAUCUAAAAGAGCGUCUGCGGCCGCUCAUGCUCUGCAAAGGGCCUACUGUUUACUAGCCGAAGCAUCGGUCGAGAAUCCGCCGAAAGUCCUGCAAGACCUGAGCGAGCCCGAUUCAUCAAACCAGGAGGAGAAGAAUGAUCUGGGGGCCGGGUCCGACGUCGGCUGUGCUGCAUUAACAGAAACGCCCGCGUUAGCCCCAGGGGAGAGUUCGUUGGGCGCCGCCGAGGAGCGGUUCCACGUGCGAUCGGUGAACGAAGCCUUAGCUGUGGUCACGCCCAUGCUCGUCGACUCGGAAGUUGCGAGCGUGGCGAAGGCUCGUGGUUUAUUACGGUUGGAGGGGUUAUUAGGAUUGCCUCGGCUAAGGGACCACGCGGCUUUAUUACGGCCGGCCUCGAAGGCCGCGUUACUCUAUGUGGCUCUAGCGAGGCGACCGGCGCAGCGCCUGAACCUCGUGACGUCCCGCAAGAGGGCCUGGGAGGACUGCGAAGCUCUAUUGGAGAAGCACGCCGGCGCGCUGCAGGAAGCUUCUUCACAGGUUCUGUCCGAUGACGCAUUUGCCCUCGAGGAGGAGUCGGACGACGAGAGUGUUUCGUUAGAAGACGAGGACGACCCUCCCAUUAAAGGAGAAGCUUCAUUUGUCGUGUGUCCCUACUACCGGGUGCCCUUCGGCCAAAAGUAUGUCGAGGGUAGCGCAGUCGAGGAGGGCGAAGGCCUAGGCCCGCGCAAGGAACUCUUUGCUUUAUUAGGUGGUGCCGUCACUAGAUCCUGGACGCCUGUUAUUGGUGAUCCGUUGCGCGUCGAAGCAAGUGAAGGUGCUCGCUCAUUACGAGUUACUUGUGACGAAGCGAACCCCCAAGUUGUGAAAUCAGGGGACUGUCUCGCGGUGGACUUUGAAGGCGACACGUUAGAACUACAAGUGGAGAAGGUCUCUGAUAACGUGGUGAGGGUGUCGACGAACGCGCCCGCCGUGCGCGUCCUCGCGAAGAGGUAUGGUGAUAGUGAAGACGCAGAAACCAAGUUGUUGGAAGCGUUAACCGGGUCGGUCUGCGAGGCUAGACGCUCAGCAGCACCUCUACUAGCCCAUCGGAAGGAUUUGGAAGCUCUAUGGCCGAAUCCGGCCUUGCCUAGGACCGCCGAGAACGCCAAACGGUUAGCCACAUUAGGCUUGUUGAUCGGUUCGGCGGUCCCGAACCAGUGCCAGCUGCCCCUAGAUCUGCCUCCGCUCUUCUUUGAAGUGCUCGGCGUCGCAGAGGACGCACCGAAUGAUACAGCUACUCAUUUAGUAGACCAUUUCCUCGCCAAGAGGGGCGACGCGGGCCUAAGGGCCCUGGACGCGUCCUACGACGACGCCUUGCGAGGGCUCCGAGCCUUGGAUGCGACGGGCAUUCAGAGUGUCGCGGACAUGGAAGGGAUCACGCUAUCGAGUCAGGAUCAUGCCUUGGAGGUCGCGAGGAAAGCUUCACUGGAAAGAUGUCGUGAAUUGGAGUGGCAGCUGCGCGCGCUGAGGCGAGGUUUCGAGCGCGCCAUGCCGAAGAAGGUGCGGAGGGCGGUGCGGCCGUCGGCGCGGGAUUUGCAGCGCGUGGCGUGCGGUGCUCCUGAAGUUCGGGGAGAUUUCCGAUUCCGAGACGUGUUUCGGGUGGUCAUGGAUGCUGAAUUAAGGGAUUGCCGGCCUUUGCAUGACGCGCUCUGGGCGGUGGUCGAUGGGGAGGACGACGCGCUCAACGACCUCGAGCUGAAGAAGAUCGAUGACCUGACCGGUGAAGAGGCACCGCGGCGUUGUGAGCCAUUAACACCCGCGCAAAGAAGGAAAUUACUUGUCUUUGUGACCGGGGUGUCUCGGUUACCGGCGAGGCACGCGGAGUUUUUGACGGUGGAGUUACCCUUUUUACCGUUCGGCGUCGACGAGCAACGGAGGAUGCUGGCCAUGGUGCCCCAGUCGCAUACGUGUGACAACAUCCUGGAGCUGCCGAACUACUGGGAAGCUUUGUUAAAAACUAAAACAGAUGAAGCCAGGCCACCUAGGAGGGGCUCGCGCGAGUGCAACGCCCUCGAGAGGGAACUGCGAAGAAUUGUGAGGGAGAAGCUGCUCGUGGCUUUGGAUAACGCCGUCGGCUACGGCUUGGACGCUUUAGAACCUCACGUGACGCACGCCCUAGCUUGCGCGGCGGCCGAGGACGACGCGGCCGCCGCGGCGCUGCUCGCCUCGUCGCGGGCGAUGCGCGACGCGCGGGCGUCGGACGACGCGCAGUACGACCCCUUCGACGACGAGGAGUCGAUUCCGUCCCUACCGGAGCUCAAGGAGGACGACGACGACCCGAUCCCCAUGCUGCAGGAGGCCACCGCCGCGACGACGAGGCCGUCCCUGCAGUCGGACGACGACAUUCCGGAUUUACUCGAUGCGCCGAAGCAGGAGGACAAUUCCGUGGACCUGGAGAUCCUCCACGCCUUGGCGGCGUCACCCAUUCGCGACGCUAGACCCGCGUCGCCCGACGCUGAACUGUCAGUGGGUGAUUUAGGAGGAGGCGACGACGACCUCGCGGAGGAGGAGCUGGGCGUGACCUUCAAGCCCGUGGAACAGGACCUGCGGGAGAGCCCGGCGCGGCCCAAAGGUCAAAACGAGGACGUGCUCGACGAGGAGGUCUCGGACGACGACGCCGUCGCGCCGUCCCGGCGCAACUCGCUCUCGUCCGCGGGGCGGCCGGCGACGCCCGAGCCCGUCGAUCAGCCGACGACGCCGGCCGCCGCGGACGACUUCUCCGACGUCGAGGAGCUCGAGACCGCGCAAUUGCCGAAGACUCCCGCGGCGGAGGAUUUGUCCGACGCGGAGGAGCUCGAACCGUCCAAGCCGGCGUCGGAGUUCGCCGUGGGCGCGCGCGUCGAGGCCCGCUUCGAGGGCGGCGACAAGUGGUACCCUGGGAAAGUUUUUUCGGUGCACGACGACGGCCAUUACGUUAUUCACUACGACGACGGCGACGAGGAAGACCGGGUGCCGGCCGCGUUCGUGCGCAAGGCCGAGCCUGUCGCGGAGGAACCCGCCGCCGCUGCCGCGGGCGAUGACGACGGCGACGACUUCCUCGCCGGCAUCGAGGACGAACUGGGCCUAAACACGACAGCCCAGAAGUCCGAAACGCCGGCGGACGAGCCCUCACAGCCCGCGAAUCCGUCGUCGGACGACGACCUGAGCGACGUCCUCGCCGGCUUGGACGACGACCUUCCCGGUCUUGACCUCGAGAAGCCGGUGGAGGCGCCGCGGGAACCCGAGCCCACUCCGGCACCGGAGCCAGAGCGGUUGGCUGAGGCCGCCCCCGAGACGCCAGCUGCGGAGCUCUCCGACGCAGAAGAACCCAAGCAACCAGACCCCGAAACACCGGAGCUACCGACCGAGGAGGCGCCUACGUUCGCGCAACCGCCGACGACGCCCGCGGCGGCGAGCGACUUGUCGGAUGUCGAAGAACUUGAGCCCUUCAAGCCAAAGACGCCUGCGGCAGCGGACGACCUCUCGGACGUAGAGGAGCUCGAGCCCGAGCCCGCCAAGCCUGCUCCCGCCAAGCCGGCAACUCCCCCCGCAACGGAGACGUUCGCGAUCGGGGCCCGCAUCGAGGCAAGGUUUAAUGGCUCUGACGCCUGGUACCCCGGGAAAGUCUUCACAGCACACCCCGACGGCACCUACUAUAUCAGAUUUGACGAUGGAGAUGAGCAGGACAACGUGCCCGCAGCGGACGUGCGAAAGGCCGAUGAGCCUGCCGCGGAGGAGCCCGCGGGCGACAUCCUCGCCGAUCUGGAAGAGGAUCUGCCCGGCCUCGACCUCGAGAAGCCGGCGGAGCCAGAGGAGCCGGCCAAGCCGCCGGCCACGGCGGCGGAGCCGGCGUUCGCCAUCGGCGCUCGCGUCGAGGCAAGGUAUAAUGGCGGCGAGUCCUGGUACCCGGGCAAAAUAUUCACCGUGCACCCCGACGGCACUCAUUUCAUCAAGUAUGAUGACGGGGACACUGAGGACAACGUGCCCGCGGCCUACAUACGACCGGAGCCCGCGGCCGAGCCGGAGCCCGCCGAGGAGCCCAAGCCCGCCAAGCAGAUGGGCAGUAUGCUGGCCGACGUCGAGUCGGACUCCAGCGACGGCGAGGUGUCGCUGCGGCAGGUCACGCCCCCGGCCGAGGAGCCCGCCGCCGCGCAGCCUGAACAGGAAGAGGACAUCCUCGCCGGCCUCGGCGACCUGGGUUUGGACUCGGCGUCCGUCGCGGAGCCUCCGAAGGCGGCAGACAAGCCAACGGACGAGUUCGACUACGACGAGCUCGAAGCUGACCUUUUCGGAGGAAGCGACGACGCUGUGAAGCCCGGGACGGCCGGCACGCGCCCGACAACCGUGGACAGCCGGGAUUACGACGACUCGCGGCCGAGCACCUACGACUCGCGGAGCUACUCCAACCGCGCCGGCACGGCGGGCACGGACGGGUACUCCUACUCGAACUACGACUCGCGGCCGGAGACGCGCGAGCCCGCUGAUUCCAAACCCGGGACCGCCGGCACGGCGGGCGGCUACUUCGACUCACGGCCCCAGACGGAGGGGACCGACUACAACUUCGACGACGACUUUUCGGACUUCGAAAUUUAAGACUGUUAACCUAUAA